Molecule: messenger RNA, 2526 nt
Organism: Portunus trituberculatus (swimming crab)
Lineage: Eukaryota; Metazoa; Arthropoda; Malacostraca; Decapoda; Portunidae
Product: protein lin-28 homolog
Exons: 5
Coding region: 79-549 (156 amino acids)
Molecular function (GO): zinc ion binding; nucleic acid binding
Source: RefSeq, a predicted model, not a curated record
AGGAGGGAAGUGUUUGUUGUGUUGGUUUUGGCGCGUGUGGCGGGCUGUUCCAGUCGCCAGGAGCCCUGGCGUCCUAGCAUGGCAGAGGGGGAGGUGGGGGUGUGGCGGAUAGGCAAGUGCAAAUGGUUUAACGUUGCCAAAGGAUGGGGCUUCGUGACUCCCGAUGAUGGAGGGCAGGAUGUCUUCGUGCACCAGAGUGUAAUCAAGAUGUCUGGGUUCCGCAGCCUUGGGGAAGAAGAACCUGUGGAAUUCGAGUGCAAGGUGUCGGACAAGGGUCUUGAGGCCACGGUGGUGACGGGGCCCUCGGGGGCUGACUGCCGCGGCUCGCACAGAAGACCUAUGAGUAAAAAACGUUUCAGGAAAAUACGGUGCUACAACUGUGGUGAGUUUGCAAACCACAUUGCAGCCAAGUGUACGAUGGGACCACAGCCUAAACGGUGUCACUACUGUAAGAGUGAGGACCAUCUUAUAGCAGAAUGUUCACAGCGCCCAGAAAAAGGCCGGGGAUCUGAAGGCACAGACACAGAACUUGGAGAGUCCAGAGUGUAGUUGCUUAAGCUGGAUACUGUGUGAUUGCUGUAGUGACCACGCCGGCCAUGACAUUGUAUGGUAGUGCCAUUGAAUAUAUCUACUUUUUGAUUCUCAUUAAGAGUUUCUUGAUUUGAAAUAGGUGUUCAUAGAAAUACAUUGUUCAGAAAUUAACGUUUCCUUUACAAUUAAUGUAUAUUAUGCAUACACAUUAACUGUGUUUAUUUUACUUAUUACAGUGUUAUCUAUGUGACUUUUUUUAGUAAUUGGUAAAUUAUGAAUUCAGCAAUGACAUAGAUACAGUAUUUUCUUUUGAUUUUGAAACAUGGUCAGCCAUUGAUCUCUGUAUUGAUGAAAGAAAAUCUCAUAACUACAACAUAAGAUCACUGAUGCAGGUCUUGAGCAGAAUGCCAUACAAUGAAAAUACCUCACUUGUAUAAAUCCUGUUUUAAAAUUUGUUAGAUAAAUAUAAUUCUAGCUAACACUAUGCAAAGAUUCAUAUAUAUUUGAUGUAAUGUACUAUAGGUAAAAGGAGUAGGAUAUCACAUGGAGUAAUAAGGUUUUAAGAUGCAAUGUGUAGUAAUUUAUGUAUGGUGCAUGAGUGUGUGGAGUGUGCUUGGAGGUGGUGGACACAGGGGCACACGUGUGGGCUGUUUGUAUGCAUUGCCAUAUUUUCUCAAGGAUAUACCAAUAAGUGGGUAAAUAGGGGUGGGUGAUUUUCCUUUAGUUUUGACCCUGUAUAAUCUCAGACAGUAAUGCUUCACAUGUAUGUAGGAUUUUUUUUUUUUUCUUUUCAUGAAUUGCAUUUUUUAUGGUGGUUGUGGGAGGACUUUCCAAGACAACUGGACUACUUGAACCAUGGCAAUCAUUGUGGCUUGAUUGUUAACCAGUCCUUCACAUUACAAGGAAGAGGUGCUUAUACACAACUGCAUAGUUAAAAGUAUAUAAGUAAUCAAAUACUUGGCAUAUAUAGUGUAUAUAGUUGUGUAAUUGUUAAUUAUUAAGGAUAGAUCUUCAAAUUAUGUGAUUUACACCAGGGUACAUUUUAAUGAUAUCUUCAGCUUCCUUUCACUUUUUCAUGUCAAAACUUGUGUGAGGUGUGCAAACCAUCAACAAUGAAUCACUAUUUUAAACAAAAGUUAAUUAAUUGUCAGGAAUUACAGCUGAAUUACUGAUAUUUCCGUAAUAUUUGUGUUUACAGAUCUUACAAAAGUAGAUUUUGCAUCAUUUGCCUUUACAUAUUGACUCAAAGUGCAACUCAGGACUGUUUGUAUAAGCUAUUAUGCAACUUAUAUAUUUUUUAACAGUUUGCUGCUUUUGCAGUGUAUGUACUACAAUGUGCACUCAGGAACUGUGUGUGUGUACUGUACAUAUAUAUAGAAUUCAAAAAUCCUUGUUCAUGAUUCAUAUACACAGCAGUAUGUUCUUUAUAUAAAGUUAUAAAAUAUCUACAUUUUUUUUCUCUGUGAUAUGAAAAUGAAGAAAAGCAGCUUCAUCAUCAGUUAUCAAAGUUUCAUCAAAAUGUGUGAACAUUAUGAUAUAUGUACAUGAUAGAAAUCUUUGUGACCAAACAUCCUCCACCUGUACUUGGCCCUGUCACCUUUGCUCCCUCACUUUGCUACAUAAGCCUGAGUAUCAUAAAUUUCUUUAGGAAAUCAAGGAGACAAGUGAUAAUAGAAUGAAAGUAUGAGAACAUACUGCAAUGUAUUUCAGAUAAUUAAUUUCUUUCCAUCCAAGAUGAUAGUAAUAGGAAUAUCACAUAGCCAACCAAUAUACUUAACGUUUUCAUAUAAUAUAUCACAAUAUAUCACUUCAUGCAUCUACUGUUACAGUGUUGCAUAGCUUCAUAUCUGUUAUCAGGGCAAAUUUGGUGUGUGACUGGAAAGUGCAAUGUGGUUAAAGACUUGCUCAGCUUGUCAGACAUGUAUGGAAUUUUAGGUGCCUUAAACUUACACACACACACACACACACACACACACACACACACACACACACACA